This is a messenger RNA of Symbiodinium sp. CCMP2456, 1410 nucleotides long. The record is from the annotation of a GenBank genome assembly. Lineage: Eukaryota; Dinophyceae; Suessiales; Symbiodiniaceae.
AUGGCAGCGCAGGCAGAGGCGCCGAAUGUGGCCAUGGAGGGCUGCGAUGUUCUCAUGGUGCCCUACAGGUUUGAUGCCAAGGAGCUGCGCUGGACUCCAACGGGCGAAGCGGCUGCUGCCGUCAGGAUGAGUAGAGAGGCUGCCAAGAGCUGGCGAAUCGUUGUGGGCGACCAGGGAGUGCCAUUAUCCGAGAUAAGAAGCGCAUCCACCCUUGGCCCGAACUUUUUGGUGCUCGACCUGAUCAAACACGGUCAGAUUGGUCUGCGCUGCGACGACGAGUCGGGCCUGAAACAAUUUGCCACGGAGCUUUCGAAACGCCGAGCUGAUUAUGAACGCUUUGAGCAGUACGAGCAGAGCAGCGUCCAAAGCUAUUUCCAGUACUAUGCCAAGCUGUCCAACCAGCAAAACAUGCUGCAAGACAGUGUGCGAACCUCGACCUACCAUCGAGCUAUUGUCGAAAACCCCGAUGAUUUCCAAGGGAAGGUCGUGAUGGAUUUGGGUGCCGGGAGCGGCAUCCUCUCCUUCUUUUCGGUGCAGGCAGGCGCCGAGAAAGUGCACGCAGUGGAGGCAUCGUCAAUGGCCGAAGUGGUGCGCUUGCUCUCUAACGCGAAUCCGUUUUUGACGAAGAAGGUAGAGGUGAUCAGCAGACCGGUGGAGACUAUCACGACAUCCGAGCUCGAUGGGCAGGUAGACGUGUUGGUGUCCGAGCCCAUUGGCACUUUUCUGUUCAACGAAAGGAUGAUCGAGAGCUACCUCUGUGCUCGUGACCGGUUUCUCAAGCCCGGUGGCAAGAUGUUCCCGAAUGUUGGAACGAUCUGUAUAGCUCCGUUUUCCGAUUCGCUUCUGCAUUGGGAGCAGCAGAACAAGAACGGCUUCUGGAAAAACACAAACUUCUACGGGAUUGACCUCACAGCAGCAGUGCAGCGAUGCACAAGGGAACACUUCCGCCAACCUGUCGUGGACUACAUCAAUCCAGACUGCCUGGUUUCAAAGUGUAUUGAGAAGAGGUUCGAUUUCAAAACCAUUACGAUCGAGUCGCUUCAUUCGAUCGAGAUUCCUUUCGACUUUGAGAUUUCGCAGCCGUGCCUGGUGCACGGAAUAGCAGGUUGGUUCGAUGCUUUCUUCGAGGGCACCAACCAGACCGUGGUCCUGUCUACAGCACCGACGUGUCCAGGAACUCACUGGUACCAGAUACGAUUCUUGCUGGAAGUGCCGCUGGCUGUCAACGCCGGUCAGCACGUUGAAGGAACUCUGAAAAUGGAGGCGAACAACUUGCAGUCCUAUUACAUCAGCAUCUACAUGAGAAUACAGGGGACGAACAUAUCUUCUUCUGCUCCGUGCAUCGAUCUGAAGGAUCCCGAAUACCGGUUUUAUACAUCUGCGAAUUCGUACUGCCCGCCGCGAACCUAG